AUGUGGAGACAACUUCAUUUGCCUUUGUCAGUCCGAGGGGUGCUACUUGUGCUCCUCUUUUCGCGAAGGACGUGUCGUGCGAAUGAAGAUGAUCUUGAGGGCGGUCAUGAGAAGCGUAGCUCGACCCAGGAGGGGUCCUCUCGUAGUGGUGACGAAGUCACGCCUCAAUCCUCGAAGGAUGGGGCGGAUUGGAACGAACGGAAUGGACUCACAUCGGAGGAGUGGCCGGAUCCAUACAAAAGCCUCGAUGAUUUUCCCCGCUUUUCGCGCCUCGCUACUAUUGCCGAAUACCUCUUCUACACUCACUUGGUGGAGCACACGGAGCAGCGGAGACAGACAAAGAGCGUUUUGCGUUCGGUCGAAUCGUCUGUGGCAGCAAAAGUUGCUGACGAAGCACAGGCAGAAGGAACACAUGCUGAUGAAGAGUGUGGACACCUAGACGACGAUCUUCUUUCUGAUGAAAAAGAAGAUCCUGCUAGAGCACUGGCAGGAGCUGUAGAUGGACGCAGAAGGGAUUGCAGCAUCGACGUUGCGAGCUUCGUCCACCUCUCAACACCUGGAGAUGGUCGUGAGCAACCUCCUCCUCGAGUGCCAGAUUCGAUUGUGCGGCGUGGGAAGGAAGGCCAUGAUGAGCAAGCGAGGAAUCAGGAAAUCAUCGAACAGCCUCUCACUCUCGGAGGCGCCUUGCCGUCGUCUGCGAACCAGAACGACGCUGUAGUUUCGGUAAACAACCACACUACAGGACCAGAUUACUUUGCAGCUCCGACCACAGGCGACAAAAACAAGAAAAAAAACGAAGACGAAAUUACCAUACAGGAGAUACUCCAGUUUCCCGAGAUCUUACAGGGGCGGCUGAAUCUUUUGGAUACCAACUUUUCUGCGUGGACUAUCUGGACCGCAGUCCUCCGAGACGAAUUGAAGAACAGGCUAAUCGGGCAGAGUCGCUCCAUUCUGAAAACCGGAAGUGUGAUAACCGUAGAUCGGAACGUGACAAGAAAAUGUUAAGGCAGUUCUUGCAGUAAAUGGACGUGUACCUCCUCAGCAGUUGUAGGUCGUACCCGCUAUUUCAUUCUAGUACGACCACAAAAACGCUGGAAUUUGAUGGAAGUCUUGUUGUUGUAGUAGACGAGCUUUCUAGGCAAAAAUACAUUCUGCUGCUCUAAAGAAAGUUGCAGGGAAGUGGACUGGGGUAUCCACAGAACGUUGACAAGAGGAACUAUCCAGGUGGAUGGCAACUCGACGUGGAUCACUGCGGAAAGUAUGAAACCGUGUCAAAUCGGCUUGAGCUAGAACGCGGUCAUGCUGAGACGCUCGUCGUGGAGACUCGUUGCAGCAAAGUGGAGACCCGGAGGACAAAAACCAAAGCGGUAGAUGGCUCCGAUGGCUCCACGAUAUUUCUUCGGUGGAAUAGUCGUGCUACAACAAAAGUGCUGCAAUCUUUCUUACAGCAUGCUUCUCGGCCUGCAGCGCACUUCAUCUACACAAACGGCGAGGUUGAGCGGAUAUCGCUGACGGGAGAAUUUAGUCUUUUUCAUUGGUUGCGCGACAACUUUGAAGCAUCCUACCACCGCCCUACUAUCGAUGCCUGGGCAGACAGUUAUGGCUUUAACUUUUCUUGAUCUUUUCUUGGACUGACUCUGAUAGAUACGAUGGGUUCUGAAAUCCGACAAUCCUAAGAAUUGAAAUUCAUUUUCUGUGCACGGCGUAACCACACAUGGAACUUCUCUUGUCACCAGACUACUCUCCAACUACAAAAAAUCCAUCUAAAAGUUGCAUGUGUCUUUGUUGCAGUAUUCCGCGUAUAGUUUUCGGUACUUCGGCUACGCGAGUCGUUGG
This is a messenger RNA of Amoebophrya sp. A25, 1836 nucleotides long. The record is from the annotation of a GenBank genome assembly. NCBI's taxonomy places the organism in Eukaryota, Dinophyceae, Syndiniales, Amoebophryaceae.